Owenia fusiformis is the source of this 1762-nucleotide messenger RNA. The record is from the annotation of a GenBank genome assembly. Lineage: Eukaryota; Metazoa; Annelida; Polychaeta; Sabellida; Oweniidae.
CAUGUUUCAGUUUGUUCUCCUAGGAUUUGUAUCAAUUUACUUUCUUUAUCUGAUCAUAAGGUAUAUAACCAAACCAAGAACCAACGCACCAGGACCAAAGGGAUGGCCAUUACUAGGAAAUGCCUUAGAAUUCGACAUAGAAAAUUUACCCGUGCAGAUGGCAAAAUGGGUAAAUAGAUAUGGGGAUGUCUUUAAAAUAAACCUUUUUGGAGAUGAUAUCGUCGUCAUCAGUGGGGAGUUAUGCUAUGAAGCUCUUGUUAAACGUGGUGACGAUUUUGCAGGACGACCAAUCCGUAAUCGCGGUGAUUGGGUGACAGAAAUGGGUGAAGAUAUAGCAUUUGCUGAUACGAGCCCAGAGCAGCAAAAACGAAGGAAGAUUGCUCACAGUGGCUUAAAGCAGUAUGGAACUGGAAUGGCUCAUCUGGAAGAAGUAAACGCCAAAGAGAUCAAAGAUUUCUUGAAAAUAGUGGCGGACAAGAAAUGCUCUCCGUUCGAUCCCCGUGCCGACAUUUACAAGUGCGUCAUCAAGAUCAUUACUUUAUUGCUUUUUGGAGAGGCUAUGACGAAGGAAGAUGACAUCAAGACAAUUGCAGAGUUGGAUGAAACUAUCGAAAGAGCCGUUGGAACAGGGCAAGGAUUUGAGCUUGAUCAUUUCCCUUGGCUUCGGUUCUUUGGGAACAGCACAUACGAAAUCAUAAAGCAUUUCAACACCGUUCGAACUAGAUUACUUGAUAGGUGGCUCCUGGGCUCAAAGGAUACGAUGGAGAAAGGAAAGAUUCGGGGUAUGGUCGACUGGUUACUUGUAUCGCAGGAGAACGAACCCACCAUCUCCGAUACCAAUGUUCGCAUGAUGAUCCAGAAUAUUCUUUUAGCAGGCAUCACAACAACAGAGAGCACCAUUGAAUCAGGAAUUCUAGUAUUGAUGAACUAUCCGGAUAUUCAAAAGAAAAUCCAAAUGUCUAUUGACGCAGAGCUUGGGACAGAAAGGUUUCCCACAUUGGAUGAUAGAAGCAACCUCCCGUACGUCGAUGCAUUCAUACUAGAGACCAUGCGCUAUACAUCGGUUGUCCCAUUUACUUUACGCAAAUCUACAAAGGAUUCUAAACUGGGGAAUUAUUUUAUUCCAAAGGAUACACAGGUUUGGGUGAAUCUGUUUUGUCUUCACCACGAUGAGCGCUACUUUGCUGAUCCAUGGACAUUUAAACCAGAACGUUUCCUUGACCAGAACGGUGACGUUAUUCCAGUCGAUCAAAGAAAGAUGCUGAUGCCAUUUGGAGCAGGAAGACGUGUUUGUGUCGGUGAACAGUUGGCGAGGGCACGAUUAUUUCUCUUCUUUACUGCGAUGUUGCAGAAGUUUACCUUUCUUCCGCAUGAGGGCGAUAAAUGCCCAUCAUGUGACCCUAGGGGAUAUACGACUGGACUUUUGUUACGACCAAAUAAUUAUAGAGUUCGAGCAAUCCUGCGCAUUUGAAUCAAUAGUGGAUACUUUAAGCUAGCAUACGUUUCGAUUUUAUAUGCAUUGCUUAAAUUCUCCAUUAAAUCGAAACGGCAACGUAGACGUAUAAUCGCCCAAAUGCAAAUACAUGAUGAAGUUGAAAUAGCUGUUCGAGCUUUAGUGUUUGUUUAGAAUACACCGCAUAAUGUAAUUAUAUGCAGCAUGUUAUACGCCAUUGAUAGUUCUAUAGCUGGUUUUCUGAUACAUGUUUUAAUUAAGCUCGUUUGAUAAGAUAGUCGGAGCUAAAACAUAUCAUGACAAACAUCA